CACUCUGUGUGGGGAAGAUGAGAGCCAGAGCAAAGGUCAGAGGAUCCAUCAGAGACUCAAACCAGAACCAGAACCAGAACCCAGCUGUGUGUCCUUUAAGAGCGACAGGUCAAAGGAUGAUUUUCUUGACUUUAAAUCUCCUGGAUCUCCACCAUCAGAGAGGAUCCAUCAGAGACUCAAACCAGAACCAGGACCAGAACCAGAACCCAGCUGUGUGUCAUUUAAGAGCGACAUGUCAAAGGGUGAGAUCAUUGACUUUAAAUCUCCUGGAUCUCCACCAUCAGAGAGGAUCCAUCAGAGACUCCAACCAGAACCAGAACCAGAACCCAGCUGUGUGUCCUUGAAGAGCGACAGGUCAAUGGGUCUUCCCAUUGAUUUUAAAUCUCCUGGAUCUCCACCAUCAGAGAGGAUCCAUCAGAGACUCAAACCAGAACCAGGACCAGAACCCAGCUGUGUGUCAUUUAAGAGCAACAGGUCAAAGGAUGAAUUCAUUGACUUUAAAUCUCCUGGAGCUCCACCAUCAGAGAGGAUCCAUCAGAGACUCAAACCAGAACCAGAACCCAGCUGUGUGUCCUUUAAGAGUGAUAUGUCAAAGGAUGUGUUCAUUGACUUUAAAUCUCCUGGAGCUCCACCAUCAGAGAGAGUGGACCAGCAGAGCUCAGAGGUUAACAGUGGUAAAUCUGUCCAGCAGCAUCAAACACAGCUGGACACCUUAUUUAUGCUGCUGGAGGACAACAUUGUCACUUUUGUAAAGAAAGAGUUGAAGAAGAUACAGAAGGCUCUGACUCCAGAUUACCCAGAAUGCUCAGAGAGUCUGAGAGAGGAUGAGGAGAUGUUGGAAGGUGAGGAAGGAGAACAGAGGAGGAGCAGCAGAGAGGCAGUGAUGAAAAUCAUACUGAACGUCCUGAGGAGGAUGAAGCAGGAGGAGCUGGCUGACCGUCUGCAGAGCAAACAUCUUGCUGCAGUUUGUCAACAUCAACUUAAAUCUGGUCUGAAGAAAAAGUUCCAGUCUGUGUUUGAGGGGAUUGCUAAAGCAGGAAGUCCAACCCUUCUGAACCAGAUCUACACAGAGCUCUACAUCACAGAGGGAGGGACUGGAGAGGUCAAUGAUGAACAUGAGGUCAGACAGAUUGAAACAGCAUCCAGGAAACCACACAGACCAGAAACAACAAUCAGACAAGAAGACAUCUUUAAAGUCCCACCUGGAAGAGAUCAACCAAUUAGAACAGUGAUGACAAAGGGAGUGGCUGGCAUUGGGAAAACAGUCUUAACACAGAAGUUCACUCUGGACUGGGCUGAAGGUAAAGCCCACCAGAACAUCCAGUUCAUAUUUCCAUUCACUUUCAGAGAGCUGAAUGUGCUGAAAGAGAAAAAGUUCAGCUUGGUGGAACUUGUUCAUCAUUUCUUUAGUGAAACCAAAGGAAUCUGCAGCUUUGAACACUUCCAGGUUCUGUUCAUCUUUGAUGGUCUGGAUGAGAGUCGACUUCCUCUGAACUUCCACAACAAGGAGAUCCUGACUGAUGCUACAGAGUCCACCUCAGUGGAUGUUCUGCUGACAAACCUCAUCAGGGGGAAACUGCUUCCCUCUGCUCUCCUCUGGAUAACCACACGACCUGCAGCAGCCAGUCAGAUCCCUCCUCAGUGUGUUGGCAUGGUGACAGAGGUCAGAGGGUUCAAUGACCCACAGAAGGAGGAGUACUUCAGGAAGAGAUUCAGAGAUAAGGAGCAGGCCAGCAGAAUCAUCUCCCACAUGAAGAAAUCACGAAGUCUCCACAUCAUGUGCCACAUCCCAGUCUUCUGCUGGAUCACUGCUACAGUUCUGGAGGAUGUGUUGGAGACCAGAGAGGGAGGAGAGCUGCCCAGAACCCUGACUGAGAUGUAUAUCCACUUCCUGGUGGUUCAGACCAAAGUGAAGAAGGUCAAGUAUGAUGGAGGAGCUGAAACAGAUCCACACUGGAGUCCAGAGAGCAGGAAGAUGAUCAAAUCUCUGGGAAAACUGGCUUUUGAUCAGAUGCAGAAAGGAAACCUGAUCUUCUAUGAAUCAGACCUGACAGAGUGUGGCAUCGAUAUCAGAGCAGCCUCAGUGUACUCAGGAGUGUUCACACAGAUCUUUAAAGAGGAGAGAGGUCUGUACCAGGACAAGGUGUUCUGCUUCGUCCAUCUGAGUGUUCAGGAGUUUCUGGCUGCUCUUCAUGUUCAUUUGACCUACAUCAACUCUGGUGUCAACCUGAUGAAAGAAACACAUACAUCUAAGUAUAUAUUAUUUAAUAAAUCUAAAAUAAUUUCUCUCCAUCAGAGAGCUGUUGACCAGGCCUUACAGAGUCCAAAUGGACACCUGGACUUGUUCCUUCGCUUCCUUCUGGGACUUUCACUGCAGACCAAUGAGAGACUCCUACAAGGUCUGCUGACACAGACAGGAAGUAGCUCACAGAUCAAUCAGGAAACAGUUCAGUACAUCAAGAAGAAGAUCAGUGAGAAUGAGUCUGCAGAGAAAAGCAUCAAUCUGUUCCACUGUCUGAAUGAACUGAAUGAUCGUUCUCUAGUGGAGGAGAUCCAACAGUCUCUGAGUUCAGGAAGUCUCUCCACAGAUAAACUGUCUCCUGCUCAGUGGUCAGCUCUGGUUUUUAUCUUAGUGUCAAAAGGAAAAGAUCUGGAUGUGUUUGACCUGAAGAAAUACUCUGCUUCAGAGGAAGUUCUUCUGAGGCUGCUGCCAGUGGUUAAAGCCUCCAACAAAUCUCUACUGAGUGGCUGUAACCUCUCAGAGAGAAGCUGUGAAGCUCUGUCCUCAGUUCUCAGCUCCCAGUCCUCCAGUCUCAGAGAACUGGACCUGAGUAACAACAACCUGCAGGAUUCAGGAGUGAAGCUUCUCUCUGCUGGACUGAAGAGUCCAAACUGCAACCUGGAAACUCUCAGAUUAUCAGGCUGUUUGGUCUCAGAGGAAGGCUGUGCUUCUCUGGCCUCAGCUCUGACCUCCAACCCCUCCCAUCUGAAAGAGUUGGACCUGAGCUACAAUCAUCCAGGAGACUCAGGAGUGAAGCUGCUGUCGGCUGGACUGAAGGAUCCACACUGGAGACUGGAAACUCUCAGGGUGGAGCCUGCUGGAGUCCCAUUCUUGACACCAGGUCUGAGGAAGUAUUCCUGUCAACUCACCAUCGACACAAACACAGUGAACAAAAAACUCAAACUGUCUGAAGACAACAGGAAGGUGACAUGUGAGGAGCUUCAGUCAUAUCCUGAUCAUGCAGACAGAUUUGAUCGUCCUCAGCUGCUGUGUAGAACUGGUCUGACUGGUCGCUGUUACUGGGAGGUCGAGUGGAGAGGAAGAGUUGAUAUAUCAGUGAGUUACAGAAGAAUCAGGAGGAAAGGAAUCAGUACAUACUGUAGGUUUGGAGGGAAUGAUCAUUCCUGGAGUCUGAGAUGCUCUGAUGAUGGUUACUCUGUCUGGCAUAAUACAAGAGGAACUCAUCUCUCCUCCUCCUCUGUCUCUAACAGAGUAGUAGUGUAUGUGGACUGUCCUGCUGGCAUUCUGUCCUUCUACAGAGUUUCCUCUGACUCACUGAUUCUCCUCCACACCUUCAACACCACAUUCACUGAACCUCUGAUUCCUGGAUUUUGGUUCAGUUCUGGUUCCUCUUCAGUGUUUCUGUGCUGAAUUUAGUCUAAAGAGUUUCUUCCUGUCAAAGAAACUCUCUCACUGUUGAACAGAUCCAUAGAAAUUGCUUCUUCUUCCAGUCCUUUAAAGAUGGAAGCUGGGAUUAUUCCAGGAUUUUUCCAGGAUCCAUAUGUUGUUUUUCUGUUUUCAGUCAAAGAUUAUUUUAAUUUACUGCAGUUUUUCUCAAUCACUGGACAUUUUCUGUUUCUGUCAGCUCCUAUUUUCUUAAAUACAUCUGGGAUUGAAAUGUUAAAUGAUCCUUUUGUGUAUUUGCUGCAGUUAUUCUUCAUGUUUUUUAGUGAACAAUAUACACAUUUUCUUCUGAAUUUGGUUCAUUUGCUGUUCAUUCUGUUCUGUUCCUGUUUAAAUCUCAACUCUGACUUUCAUAAAUACCUUAUUUACAGUAAAACAUUCCCAUCUUGAAACCAGUUGGUGAAGGUCUUGUUAGAGAUUUUUUGGUAUUAUCAUUUUAUUCUUACUCUAGUUCACAUUAAGUCUAUAGAUCUUUGUGAUUUUCUGUUUAAAGUGUUCUCUUCUUUAAAUGACCUGGAGGUCACUACUGUCUGUUCAACUUUACGAGAAAUAGAUAACACUAAGUUUCUCAGACCUUAAAUCCUUUUACAAGAACACCUCCUAAUUUAGUAACUACCUGUGAGCAGUCGUAUUUUGUUUUCUUGACAGUACUGACCGAGAUUUGAACCGGGCUCAGACCUUUGAUCAGAUAUCACAUCUGGAGCUGGGUUGUUAGAUGUUUGGGUUAGAAGCUUUACGACCUCUGUUGUCUUUCUGACUGCCCCCUUGCCUGUUCUUCUUUGACAAUAAAAACAGGAGUUUUUGUGAGGGCAGAUCAGAACGCUCUGUAGAACUGAUCGGAGGAGAGGUUUGAUAGAGUGUUCUCCUUUUGCAAAAGCUCUACAUAAAAUUCA
Messenger RNA from Xiphophorus hellerii (green swordtail), 4578 nucleotides. RefSeq names its product NLR family CARD domain-containing protein 3-like. Lineage: Eukaryota; Metazoa; Chordata; Actinopteri; Cyprinodontiformes; Poeciliidae. Gene Ontology annotation, molecular function: protein binding. The record is from RefSeq and is a predicted model, not a curated record. The transcript is spliced from 13 exons. Bases 233 to 3652 code for a protein of 1139 amino acids.